This is a messenger RNA of Aegilops tauschii subsp. strangulata, 588 nucleotides long. RefSeq lists its product as uncharacterized. Gene Ontology annotation, molecular function: catalytic activity. The record is from RefSeq and is a predicted model, not a curated record. NCBI's taxonomy places the organism in Eukaryota, Viridiplantae, Streptophyta, Magnoliopsida, Poales, Poaceae.
AUGCGAGUCCUCUUCUGGAACAUCCGCGGUUUCGGCCAUGAUGGCCGACGCUGCCAACUCAUCAAGUACAUGCGAGACGAGCACAUCGACAUCAUAGCUAUCCAGGAGACCAUGCGUACUGAGUUUUCCCUCCCCGAGCUUGAUAGUCUUAGCCCUCACCUAUUUUUCUGGCAUUGGCUCCCUUCUAGUGGGACCACUGGGCACUCGGGUGGCAUCCUUUUAGGCGUGAAGGAUGCCACCUUCGAGGUGGGAGGCAUGGACCGGGGCGAAUUCUUCGUUAGUAUGGAGAUCUUUGAACGGGCUCUCAGCUUCAAAUGGGAGAUCGUGAUCGUCUAUGGGCCGGCAGACCACCACCGUUCCCCGACCUUCCUAGCCGAACUCCAGCAGAAGGUCACUGCUUCGCUCCUCCCUGUAGUGGUGGGAGGAGACUUUAACCUCAUCCGCUCUCCUGAUGAGAAGAACAAUGACCGGAUCAACCUCCCCUGGAUGCAGAUGUUCAAUGAUUGCAUCGCGGAUCUUGGCCUCCGUGAACUAGAUAGGACGGGUGCCAGGUUCACCUGGACCAACCAUCACGCGGACCCGACGUGA